GGCGAGCGGCUGCCGAGAAUGGGCGGGGCUAGGGCGGGGCUGGGGGCGGGGCGGGGAGGCCCGCGAGCAUCUCCGAGGUCCGCACGCGUUCCCAGCGCACACUCGCUGCUGUCUCCCUCGCUGUGCGGUCCGUCGGGCUCUCGCUGCUGCUGCUCUAUUGCCAAGAUGUCGCUUUCUAACAAGCUGACUUUGGACAAGCUGGACGUGAAGGGGAAGCGGGUCGUCAUGAGAGUGGACUUCAAUGUUCCUAUGAAGAACAACCAGAUAACGAACAACCAGAGGAUCAAGGCUGCCAUCCCAAGCAUCAAACACUGCUUGGACAAUGGAGCCAAGUCCGUUGUUCUCAUGAGCCACCUGGGCCGGCCUGAUGGCGUCCCCAUGCCUGACAAGUACUCCUUGGGGCCAGUUGCUGUAGAGCUGAAAUCUCUGCUGGGCAAGGAUGUCUUGUUCUUGAAGGACUGCGUGGGCCCAGAAGUGGAGAAAGCUUGUGCUGACCCAGCUGCCGGGUCUGUCAUCCUGCUGGAGAACCUUCGCUUUCACGUGGAGGAGGAAGGGAAGGGAAAAGACGCUUCUGGGAACAAGGUUAAAGCCGAGCCAGCUAAAAUAGAAGCUUUCCGAGCCUCCCUUUCCAAGCUAGGGGAUGUGUAUGUCAACGAUGCGUUUGGCACUGCUCACCGAGCCCACAGCUCCAUGGUGGGAGUCAAUCUGCCGCAGAAAGCCGGAGGGUUUUUGAUGAAGAAAGAGCUGAACUACUUUGCGAAGGCCUUGGAAAGCCCGGAGCGACCCUUCCUGGCCAUCCUGGGCGGAGCUAAAGUUGCAGACAAGAUCCAGCUGAUCAAUAACAUGUUGGACAAAGUCAACGAGAUGAUUAUUGGUGGUGGAAUGGGUUUUACCUUCCUCAAGGUGCUCAACAACAUGGAGAUUGGCACUUCUCUGUUUGACGAAGAGGGAGCCAAGAUUGUCAAGGAUCUGAUGGCCAAAGCCGAGAAGAACGGUGUGAAGAUUACCCUGCCGGUUGACUUUGUCACUGCCGACAAGUUUGAUGAGAAUGCCAAGACUGGCCAAGCCACUGUGGCCUCGGGCAUACCUGCUGGCUGGAUGGGCUUGGACUGUGGGCCUGAGAGCAGCAAGAAGUACGCCGAGGCUGUCGCGAGGGCCAAGCAGAUUGUGUGGAACGGACCUGUGGGCGUGUUUGAAUGGGAAGCUUUCGCCCGAGGGACCAAGGCCCUCAUGGACGAGGUGGUGAAAGCCACUUCCAGGGGCUGCAUCACCAUCAUAGGUGGUGGAGACACUGCCACUUGCUGUGCCAAAUGGAACACGGAGGACAAGGUCAGCCAUGUGAGCACCGGGGGUGGUGCCAGCUUGGAGCUCCUGGAAGGUAAAGUCCUUCCUGGGGUGGAUGCUCUCAGCAAUGUUUAGUCCUUUUCCCGCCUUAUGGUUCCUGGGCGCAUCCUGUAACUCCACUUAGUGCUUUCCGCGUCUCUACUUGGUAUUAGCUACAGUCUUCCCCCACCCCCCUGGCAAGAUCCAGCUACUAGUGGCCGAGAGAUGCAGCCCAGGAACACGUAACACAGCCGCACGGCAGCGGCACAUCAGCUCACCCUCACUGCACCCUGGAUCUGGCUACAUUCUUCGGGAUCCCAUCUGCAUUUGCUAGUGGCUAAACCACUGUGCAUUCUAGAGUGCAUAUAUUUAUAUUUUGCCUGUUAACCUGUUAGCUUAAUCCUCUUCUUGGAGUAGCUGACUCUGAUGAGCAUUGCCAUUGUUUUGCUACAUGAAAACAAGAUAAAAUUCCAGCUGUGAGGAGGGACGGAGAGGAAGUUGGAGAUCUAUUAAAUAAAUAAAUAAUAAAAGUAUUCUUU
Molecule: messenger RNA, 1862 nt
Organism: Phyllostomus discolor (pale spear-nosed bat)
Lineage: Eukaryota; Metazoa; Chordata; Mammalia; Chiroptera; Phyllostomidae
Gene: PGK1
Product: phosphoglycerate kinase 1
Exons: 11
Coding region: 19-1419 (466 amino acids)
Biological process (GO): gluconeogenesis; glycolytic process
Cellular component (GO): cytosol
Molecular function (GO): ADP binding; phosphoglycerate kinase activity; ATP binding
Source: RefSeq, a predicted model, not a curated record